This is a messenger RNA of Synchiropus splendidus (mandarinfish), 7674 nucleotides long. Its product is annotated as dedicator of cytokinesis protein 7-like. Gene Ontology annotation, cellular component: cytosol. Bases 277 to 6630 code for a protein of 2117 amino acids. Gene Ontology annotation, molecular function: guanyl-nucleotide exchange factor activity. The transcript has 51 exons. Lineage: Eukaryota; Metazoa; Chordata; Actinopteri; Syngnathiformes; Callionymidae. The record is from RefSeq and is a predicted model, not a curated record. Gene Ontology annotation, biological process: positive regulation of GTPase activity; small GTPase-mediated signal transduction.
GCGCUUGAAAAUGAAACCGGAAGCACGUAUGUUAGCGUUUCAUGGGACCCAAAAACUCAUAUUUUACCGCGAAUAUCCGCGACUAAAACUCUCCGUUUUAUCCCUAAACAAGCUUGGCUCCCGGCCACUAGGAGGAACACGGCGAGGGUUCCCCGCCAGGUCCCAGCGUGGAUGAGGAAGCGAGAGUCCUCAUUUACACACACACCAGCCGGGACAAAGUGAAAGUUGGAGCGCGGUAUUGGACUAAGGAAGGUUUCCUUUACAUGGAGAAGCGCUAUGACAUCUACAGCCAGCGAGAGGAGGGCGUUUGCUCACAAAAUCAACCGGACUGUCGCAUCAGAGGUCCGAAAACAAGUUUCUCGGGAGUAUGGCUCUCCACAGCUGUCCAAGAAGCGAGGCCAUCACCACCAGCUGCCGCUGACGGAGGUCGUUGAACCAGUGGAUUUCGAGGAAUAUGUGAGCAGCCAUGCUCCUGGGGUGGAGCCCGAUCUGCUCAGACAGCUCAUGGAGUUUCCCCAGGACGACUUGGUGCUCCACCACCUGGACAAAGAGUGUACUACUCUGGAGCCUCCGCUCCCUGAGGAAGAGGAAGCUCUGGAUUCCCGGGUGAGAGACGCCUUGUCAGUCUACACAGAUGACUGGCUUGUCAUCCAAAGAAAAUAUCAGCACUUCAGCACCACACACACCCCUCACAGCUCCGAGCGUCAGAGAGAGAGACAGCGUGGGCUGGUCAAACAGACCUUUGAACUGGAUGUUGCUGCUGCUGCUGCUGAGCGACAGGAUGAGCAGGAUGACGCAAAGCGCCAGUCGACCUCUCUUGAUGACACUCCAAGGGGAAGCUGGGCCUCUAGUAUCUUUGACCUGAAGAAUUCGUCCCCAGACUCCCUGCUGCCUUCCGUGCUAGAACGGACAGCUGCAGAGGAUAUGGACCAUCGAAAUACCGAAGCCCGUCUGCAGGGGCGCCACAGCGACCUGCUGGGCCUCUACCCUCCUCCUGAUGAGGAUGAAGCCGUGGAGAGAUGUUCUCUCCCUGAAGUGCCCAAAGAACAUUGUGGCCAAAGGAUAAUGGUCAAGUGUCUGUCUCUGAAGUUUGAAAUAGAGAUCGAGCCAAUAUUCGGAUCACUUGCCCUGUAUGAUGUCAAGGAAAAAAAGAAGAUCUCAGAGAAUUUCUACUUCGACCUGAACUCAGAUCAGAUGAAAGGGAUGCUCAAACCACACACGCCUCACAUUGCCAUUUCCACUCUGGCCCGCUCCGCCAUCUUCUCCAUCACAUAUCCUUCUGCUGAUAUCUUCUUGGUCAUUAAGCUGGAGAAAGUGCUUCAGCAGGGCGACAUUGGAGAGUGCUGUGAACCCUACAUGGUCAUGAAGGAAUCUGAUUCCACCAAGCACAAAGAGAAACUAGACAAGCUUCGCCAACAAGCCGAGCAAUCCUGCAGUCGUCUGGGCUGUUUUCGAAUGCCCUUCGCUUGGACAGCCAUCCACCUUCUCAACAUUGUCAGCAGUGUGGGAGGUCUAGAUCGCACAGAUUCAGACUCCGACUCAGAACGUAAAGGGCAUGGAACAUGGAAUGAGAGAAAGAAAAAAGCCUAUGAGCGAAUGAGUAUUGGGGACGACAUGUGUAACUUCGCAACUUUCCGCCCAGCAACAUUGACAGUCACAAACUUUUUCAAGCAGGAGGGGGACAGACUCAGUGAUGAAGACCUCUACAAGUAUUUGGCGGACAUGCGUAGACCGUCUUCAGUUCUGAGGAGACUAAGACCGGUUACAGCCCAACUGAAGAUAGACAUCUCCCCGGCACCGGACUCCCCUCAUUACUGCCUGUCGCCAGAGCUGCUCCACGUGAAGCCUUACCCAGACCCGCGUGUUCGCCCAACGAAAAAUGUGCUGGAAUUUCCAGCUCGCUACGUUUACACACCGCACACCAUCUACAGAAAUCUGCUCUAUGUUUAUCCACAAAGUCUGAACUUCAGCAGUCGUCAGGGCUCAGUCAGAAACAUUGCUGUGAAAGUUCAGUAUAUGGCCGGGGAGGACCCCAGUCAAGCUCUGCCGGUCAUUUUUGGAAAGUCGAGCUGUGCUGAUUUCAUGAAGGAAGCCUUCACUCCUGUCAUCUACCAUAACAAGUCUCCUGAGUUCUAUGAAGAGAUGAAAAUGAAAAUCCCUGCCAAUCUCACAGACAACCAUCAUCUACUGUUCACCUUUUACCACAUCAGCUGCCAACCCAAACAGAACACCCCUCUAGAGACUCCUGUGGGCUACACUUGGAUCCCUUUAAUGCAGCAUGGCCGACUGCGCACUGGCUCCUUCAGUCUGCCCGUCUCAGUGGAAAAGCCCCCGCCCAGCUACUCUGUACUGACGCCUGACGUUCAGCUCCCAGGCAUGAAGUGGGUGGAUAAUCACAAAGCGGUAUUCAAUGUCGAGGUGACAGCGGCCUCCUCUGUUCACACACAGGACCCUCAUCUGGACAAGUUCUUCACUCUUGUCUAUGUCCUGGAGGAGUACUCCUUCCCCUUCCGCCUCAAGGAUGUCAUCAUCACCGAGACCAACAUUGAGGCAGAGCUGAAGGCCAGCAUGGCCGCCCUCCGCGGGGCUCUGCUAGACACAUGUGUCCAGUUUCUACACCAACUGCUCAACAAACUCAUCCAGCUCAUUGUUUACCCUCCAGUUAUCUCAGGCCAAAUUGUGAAUCUUGGACGUGCCGCAUUCGAGGCUAUGUCUUUAUUGGUCAACCAGAUUCACAAGAAUCUGGAGGGGAACCAGGACCAACACGGUCGCAACAACUUGCUGGCAUCUUACAUCCAUUACUGCUUCCGCCUGCCCACUGCUGAGCCCACUGUCCCCCCGAGCGGUGCUCAGUCGUACGAGAUGCCAAUGCAGUAUGCUACUUUGUCGAGAGCCACAGCCCGCCCCAGCAGUCUGCACCUGUCUCGCUCCAAAAGCAUCAGCAACUCCAACCCUGACCUGGCCAGUACCCCGGUGUCUCCUGACGAAGAGGUCCAGAGAAUCAUCGGCAGCAAAGGGAUUGACCGCUCCCACUCCUGGGUAAACUCUGCUUAUGCCCCUGGGGGCACCAGAUCUGUGCUACGACGGAACCCAAACUCCAGCUGUGAGCUUAAGCAGACAAACGACCGCAGCUGCAAUCGCAUGUCUGCCUAUCUGGACAGCGUGGCCUUGUUUUCAGUUCCCACAAGGCAGAUUGCCAAGAAGCUGCUUCACGAGGAGCUGGCACUGCAGUGGGUCGUGAGCACCAGCACAGUGAGAGAGGCAGCGCUGCAACAAGCCUGGUUCUUCUUCCAGCUCAUGACGAAAAGCAUGGCCCAUCACCUAUUCCUGACCUCCAAACUGGAUAGUCCCCGGCGUCAGCGUUUCCCUGACCGCUUUGUGGAUGAUGUGGCUGCUCUCAUCUGUGCCAUCAGUGCAGACGUUGCCAGUCGACACCACAAGGAUGUGGAGCUGAUGGAGAGGUUAAACAGCAGUCUGGCCUUCUUCCUGAACGACCUCCUGUCGCUCAUGGACCGCGGCUUUGUUUUCAACCUCAUCCGCUCUUAUCACAAACAGAUCGCCAACAAGCUCCACACAUCUCAGAACCCCAGUGCUCUCAACGCCUUGAGGAUGGACUUUACCCGCAUUGUCUGCAGUCACGAACACUAUGUCAUCCUGAACCUCCCCUGCUCCACUCUGAGCCCCCCGGCGUCACCGUCCCCCUCCACCUCCUCCACCACCUCACAGAGUUCAGCCUUCUCCAGCGUGGCUCAUGACCAGGGUGUGGCCACCAUGUUCGAGCUCUCCGUCCCGUUCCGGCAGCAACACUUUCUGUCUGGCCUCCUGCUCACAGAGCUGUCACUCAUCCUUGAUCCUGAAGGAGAAGGGCUUUUCUUCCUUCAUAAAAAGGCUAUUAGUGCUGUGCACUCCCUGCUGUGCAGUCACGAUGCAGAUCCUCGCUACAGUGACCCGCAGGUCAAAGCCCACGUCGCUCAGCUUUAUUUGCCUCUCAUCCACAUCGUCAUGGAGACUCUACAUCAGCUCCACGACUUCUCUGACUCGUCGCCCGCUAGGGUCCGUCAUGCCUCCGCCCAUGACGACACUGACCCAGACGGCGGCAACACCAUCAGCCAGUCUGUUGCCAUGGCGAUCGCUGGCUCCCCGCUGCCUCACGCCAAAGCCAACCCAUUUGCUCUCCCUGCAGUGCCUGGGCGUCAGUCCAGCUCACUGUCUGCCGAGUGCAGCCGCACUCUUCUGGUGUGUUUCCUGUGGGUGCUGAAGAAUGCUGAUGCAGCCCUCCUGGAGCGCUGGGUGUCUGACCUGUCUGUGCUCCAAAUAAACCGUCUGCUCGAUCUGUUGCAUCUCUGCGUCUCCUGUUUUGAAUACAAGGGGAAGAAGACUCUGGAGAGAAUCAACAGCUUAACAUUUAAAAAGUCCCAAGACAUGAAGGCCCGCCUGGAGGAAGCCAUCCUGGGCACCAUUGGAGCUCGUCAGGAGAUGGUUCGCCGCUGCAGAGAGAGGAGCCCGUACGGCAGCCAGGAGAACGUCAGGUGGAGGAAGAACGUCACACACUGGAGGCAAAAUGCUGACCGAGUCGAUAAGACUAAGGUUGAAGUGGAGCAGGAGUCUGUGGUGGAUGGUAAUUUAUCUACAGAAGCCUCCUUGAUCGUCCUGGACACACUGGAGGUCAUUGUCAAGACUGUUGUUGCAUCAGAGCUGAAGGAGAGCGUGUUGGGUGGGGUGCUGAGAGUUCUACUGCACAGCAUGGCAGGCAACCAGAGCGCCCUCUUCCUGCAGCACUGCUUCACUACACAAAGAGCUCUUGUUUUUAAGUUCCCAGAGAUGCUGUUUGAAGAGGACACAGAGCUUUGCGCUGACCUCUGCCUCCGGCUUCUUCGUCACUGCAGCAGCAGCAUUGGCUCGGUCAGAAGUCACGCCUCAGCUUCGCUUUACCUGCUCAUGAGGCAAAAUUUUGAAAUUGGAAAUAAUUUUGCCCGAGUGAAGAUGCAGGUGACGAUGUCGCUGUCGUCUCUCGUCGGCACGUCGCAGACUUUUAAUGAGGAGCAUCUUCGCCGAUCUCUAAAAACGAUUCUGACGUAUGCCGAGGAGGAUCUGGAGCUGCGGGACACACCUUUCCCUGAACAGGUCCAAGACCUAGUUUUCAACCUUCAUAUGAUUCUAACUGACACUGUGAAAAUGAAAGAGCAUCAGCACGAUCCAGAAAUGCUCAUUGACCUGAUGUACAGGAUCGCUAAGGGAUACCAGAACUCCCCGGACCUGCGUCUCACGUGGCUCCAAAAUAUGGCAGGGAAACACUCUGAGCGAGGAAACCAUGCGGAAGCAGCCCACUGUUUGGUCCACAGCGCCGCCCUGGUGGCAGAGUACCUCAACAUGCUGGAGGAUUGUCGCUACCUGCCCAUUGGCUGCGUCACCUUUCAGAAUAUUUCCUCUAAUGUGUUGGAGGAGUCAGCGGUAUCAGAUGACGUCUUGUCUCCAGAAGAGGAGGGGAUCUGUGCUGGGAAGUAUUUCAGUGAGUCUGGUCUGGUGGGCCUCUUGGAACAGGCCGCUGCCUCCUUCAGCAUGGCUGCCAUGUACGAGGCCAUAAAUGAGGUCUACAAGAUACUUCUUCCCAUCCAUGAGGCCAACAGAGACUUCAAAAAACUUGCGACCGUCCAUGGGAAGCUGCAAGACGCUUUCAACAAAGUCUAUAAUCAGAGUUCUGGAUGGGAGAGGAUGUUUGGAACUUACUUCCGCGUGGGUUUCUAUGGCUCUCGCUUCGGAGACCUGGACGAACAAGAAUUCGUCUACAAGGAGCCAUCCAUCACCAAAUUAGCCGAGAUCUCCCACAGACUGGAGGAGUUUUACGCCGACAAGUUUGGGGAUGAAGUGGUGGAGAUUAUCAAGGACUCCAAUCCAGUGGACAAGAGCAAACUGGAGGCAAACAAGGCAUAUCUCCAGAUCACCUACGUGGAGCCGUAUUUCGACACGUACGAGCUGAAGGAAAGGAUCACCUACUUCGACAAGAACUACAACCUGCGCACCUUCAUGUACUGCACCCCCUUCACCCUGGACGGCCGAGCCCACGGAGACCUCCACGAGCAGUAUAAACGCAAGACCAUCCUGACGGCGUCGCACGCCUUCCCCUACAUCAAGACGCGUGUCAAUGUUAUUCACAAAGAGGAGAUCAUCCUGGUACCCAUGGAGGUGGCCAUUGAGGACAUGCAGAAGAAGACUCAGGAGCUGGCCUUUGCCACCAACCAGGACCCCGCUGACUCCAAGAUGCUGCAGAUGGUCCUGCAGGGUUGUGUGGGCACCACAGUCAACCAGGGCCCUCUGGAGGUGGCACAGGUCUUCCUCACCGACAUUCCCGAUGAUCCCAAGUUGUUUCGACAUCACAACAAACUGCGGCUCUGCUUUAAAGACUUCACCAAGAGGUGUGAGGAUGCCCUGAGGAAGAACAAGGCUCUGAUUGGUCCGGAUCAGAAGGAGUAUCACAGAGAGCUGGAGAGGAACUACAAUAAACUCAAGGAGGCUUUGUGUCCCCUCAUCAAUCGCAAGAUCCCUCAGCUGUACCGAACACUGCCGGCGCCGACGACACAAACGCAGCGGAACUCCUACUGCAGGUCGAGUCUUCGGAAAGUCGAGUGUUGAGCCACCAGGACGGGGACAACAACAACAAGCUUUAGAAAUUAGCUGUCAACACAUCCUCCCUUGUUUGAGCCCUGCCCCCUUCUGUACACACCAACUGUCACCAGUGCACACGCACCGUCCUGUCUCUCGUCUGGCCCCUUCUUUCCCAACCCCCAGUUCCAACCUGUCAUGCCUUGACCCCCCCCCCCCACUUCUUUCACACCUCAUGUGGGAAAAAUGCCCUGCAGUGUUAUCAGCACUGUAAAAUGAAUUGGGAUGACUUAUGACCAAAAGUAGUCAAAUCACUGAGAACGGAUUGAAUCCGAGUUGUGGAGCUCGAGCUGCCAGACUCAUUUCGUAUCCCAAUCACUGGCGUUUAUUUUCCUCUCUAUCUCUUGACUGUCUGGCGUUUGCUUUAAAAAGACUGCAGCUUGUUUGUUUUGUCUCCGAUCGGUUGAAUUUGAGAUGUUUUUUUUUUUUCUUUUAGCGAUUGCGCAGUGGUGUCUAGUGCCAGACUUAAAUUAAAAACGAAGUCCCAGGGAAUUUUCCUUUGUUAUCAACAGACCAAAUAACUGACAUUCCUUCUCCAUUACACAGUCGGGUCCUUUAUUAUUAUUAUUAUUAUUAUUAUUAUUACUACUACGUGGAGGUGCUCGGGACGCGAGCCAACACACAGGAUUUAAGAUGGAAAAUAUCAAAAAAGCUAACUGUGAAAUUGUCUUAAAAUGCACUACAGUAACAGAUCUUUAAGUCGGUCCAAACUGUGAGUCAUGUGACUGUGAGUCUAAACUAGUGUGGAUUUAAAAAAAAAAAAAAAAAAAAAACUGUCCGAAUAGCUCUAUUGUUCUUACUACUGUAGCCAUCUUUAUUGCACUAUUGUAAACAAAACUUCGGCACACUAACACUGUUUCCUUUACACAUAUCUUUUUUACCAAUGCUUUUUUUUACAUGAUAAUUCAACUGUUAUUUAUUUACAAUGUGUUUUGUACUGCUCUCAAUUAAAUACCUGAACUUGCUAUUGUUUGGGUGCGUGUUUUUUUUUUUUUGUGUGUGUGUUUGCUUGAG